This is a messenger RNA of Cajanus cajan (pigeon pea), 1700 nucleotides long. The record is from RefSeq and is a predicted model, not a curated record. NCBI's taxonomy places the organism in Eukaryota, Viridiplantae, Streptophyta, Magnoliopsida, Fabales, Fabaceae.
AAUUGAUUAACCUGAGUUUGGUUGGUUGGAAGAGAAAGAGAAGCAAGUACACCAAAGUAAAAAGCAGUGUAGAGUGAUUGCCAAUGCCAAUGCCAAUGCCAUUGCCAUUGCCAUUGCCAUUGCCAUUGCCAUUGCCAUUGCGCCUUCUCUGAGAAGCCAAAGAUAGAGAACUCACUUGCUUUGACUAUUAGUUCCGCCAUUAAACCCUAUAUAUAAAUCGCUCUCUUCUGCUUCUUCGUCCAUUGAGCUUCAAUGGCGAAGUGCGCAGUGCUUUUCUUUUUCUUCUGUUUGCUGCAUGUGCAGGCUAUUUUGGACCCUGCGGAUUUUCUCGCUCUGCAAUCCAUUCGCAAAGCCCUACAAGACAUGCCAGGCUCCGAUUUCUUCUCCUCCUGGGACUUCACCGCCGACCCCUGCACCUUCGCCGGCGUUUACUGCGACUCCGACAAGGUCAUCGCGCUCAACCUCGGCGACCCCAAGGCCGGCUCCCCCGGCCUCACCGGCCGCCUCGACCCCGCCCUCGGGAAACUCUCCGCGCUCGCCGAGCUCACCGUCGUUCCCGGACGCAUUUACGGUACUCUCCCGGAGUCUCUCUCCGAUUUGAAGAACCUCAGGUUCCUCGGCGUCAACCGCAACUUCAUCUCCGGCGAAAUCCCAACCAAACUCGGGGAGCUGCGGAACCUCCGCACCAUCGAUCUCAGUUACAACCAACUCACCGGACGCAUUCCUCCAACGGUUGGAUCACUGCCGGAGCUAACCAACUUGAUCCUCUGCCACAACCGUCUCUCCGGUUCGGUUCCGCGGUUCGAGUCGCGCGCACUAACCCGGCUUGACCUUAAACACAACGCUCUCUCCGGUUCGCUGCCUCCCAACUCGCUCCCUCCCUCUCUGCAGUACCUCUCACUCGCGUGGAACCAACUUACAGGCCCAAUGGACCGCCUCCUGACCCGCCUCGACCAACUAAACUACUUGGACCUUAGUUUGAACCGCUUCACGGGCCCAAUCCCGGGCCGGAUCUUUUCUUUCCCGCUGGCGAAUCUUCAGCUGGAGAGGAACGAGUUCUCGGGCCCGGUCCAGCCCACGGAGCAGGUGUCGAUCUCGACCGUUGAUCUGAGCUACAACCGGUUGUCGGGUGAGAUAUCGUCGAUGCUGGCGAGCGUGCAGAAUCUGUACCUGAACAACAACCGGUUCACGGGUCGGGUACCGGCGAGCUUCGUGGAUCGGUUGCUGGACGCGAGCAUUCAGAUACUGUACUUGCAGCAUAACUAUCUCACCGGAAUUGAGAUAAGCCCCACCGCGGUGAUUCCCGAGAGAAGCUCCCUUUGUCUCCAGUAUAACUGCAUGGUCCCUCCCGUAGAGACCCCCUGCCCCUUGAGGGCUGGCAACCAGAAAACCAGACCUACCCUGCAGUGCAACCAGUUUAAGAACUGACCUUCACCCAAUCAGAUACUUUUUUCUUCUCUUCUUGCCUUUUCAUUCGUUAUUAUUUAUUUUUCUCAUAAUUAUCAAUUAUUAUGGAGGGAUGAAUAAGAUGAUUGUCAAUAUUUUUGGAUUACAUUUAUUAGAUGCUGCUUUACCUGUUUUCAUCCGGGAGCUACUCAAGUCUCAUGCUCGCUCGCUCUAUAUAUGUAUUAUCUAUAUUACUAAUGUAAUAUGAUUACUCCAUUAGUAAAGUUAUUCAGAUACUAUCUCUGUCACUGUCA